CUCCACUGUUUAGGUUAGUACCUAUAGACAUUCCCACCUCCCUUUUCCCCCGCCUCCAUCCACCUCCAAAGUCACCUACCGCAAGCAAAGGGCACGACUCCAAAAGGAUUUUAAAAAAAACAAGUGAGGCCAACCUGAAGGGCGGAACCCCCAAAUACUCUCUCUAUCGUCAAGGGCAGAGUUUGUGAGUCAUCAACAAAACAAACCCAAAAUAUUAAAAAAUAGCAACAAACGAUAGCCACCGUACAAAACCCUUUCCCUCCCUCCACUCGCAUAAUCUUCCUCAUCUGCAGAUUAUCGACAAUCCUCGCCCCAAGUCGAAAUCGGUGACACGCCAUUAUCAGCCAAUACCCACGCAUCCUCUGCUUUUCAAACUCUACCCACCUCAGACUAAUACCAUCUCGUACCCUCACCUCAACCUCAAUCUCAAUCUCAACAUGGAUGGAAAGCGACACCCCAGCUCGUUCCAGCAGCUCGAGAAGCUCGGUGAAGGUACCUAUGCCACCGUCUUCAAGGGCCGUAACAGACAGACUGGAGAGCUUGUAGCGCUCAAGGAAAUCCACCUCGACUCCGAAGAGGGAACACCCUCGACCGCCAUCCGAGAGAUUUCGUUGAUGAAGGAGCUCAAGCACGAGAAUAUUGUAGGACUGCACGAUGUUAUCCACACCGAGAACAAACUCAUGCUCGUCUUUGAGUACAUGGACGGCGAUCUGAAGAGGUACAUGGACACUCAUGGUGAUCGCGGCGCCCUCAAGCCUACCACCAUCAAGUCCUUCAUGUACCAGCUCCUCAAGGGCAUCGACUUCUGUCACCAAAACCGCGUCCUUCACCGCGAUCUCAAGCCCCAGAACUUACUCAUCAACAGCAAGGGCGUAUUGAAGCUCGGCGAUUUCGGCCUUGCCCGCGCCUUUGGUAUCCCCGUCAACACCUUCUCCAACGAGGUCGUCACCCUAUGGUACCGCGCCCCCGAUGUCCUUCUCGGCAGCCGAACAUACAACACCAGUAUCGACAUCUGGUCCGCGGGCUGCAUCAUGGCCGAGAUGUUUACCGGUCGACCUCUGUUCCCCGGAACCACAAACGAAGACCAGAUCGUCCGCAUUUUCCGCAUCAUGGGAACACCGACAGAGCGUACCUGGCCAGGCAUCACCCAGUUCCCCGAGUACAAGCCCACAUUCCAUAUGUACGCCACUCAAGAUCUUCGAAACAUCCUCCCGGCGAUUGACCCCAACGGUAUCGAUCUGCUGCAGCGAAUGCUGCAGCUUCGACCAGAGCUGAGGAUCAGUGCCCAUGAUGCCCUUCAGCACGUUUGGUUCAACGACCUUAUGAUGCACCCUCAGCAGCAGGCUCUCCAAGCGCAGGCUCGCGGAUACCCCCAGGCUGUUCCCACCCAAGGUUUCGAGGCGUAUUAGAACUUGCCCCAGCCGCCGGUGGCGAGAGACCGAAAUUUCUAGUUUUGUCUGCGUCAUGAUCACAGCGUUUUUGAAUCGAGCUGUCUCAGUAACAGCGCCUCACUGCAAACCAAAAGAAGAAAAUACCAUAAUAUUACGUGGCGACUAUUUCUCAGCACGAUGGAGUUAAAGGGGUCAGCAUGAAUUAGACAGGACAGGAGAGAUAUUGGAUCUUGUGACAGCAGCUUGUGUCGGUGUCUUGAUUCGUCAUUUAUUAUUAUUUUUUUCGUUUAUUCCUGUCGACAACCGAUGUUCAGUAUGAGUGAGUACCUUGAGUCUCAGGGGGUUGGGGAUUUGACCCUCCUAGUUUUAGUCUAUAAUUCUACGAGAGCGAGAUAUAUGACUUUAAUACUCAUGGGCGUUCCUUUGGUCCGUGUCUGUUGACAAGACUACCAUCGACUGGGCUCUUGAAUUUUGUGCGGAGAGGAUCUUUGGCCCACGUUUCUGCGAGAGCUGGUGCUUCGUCCUUUUCUGCAGGGAAGCCCGCGCUUUCUCUCAGUUUCUCGACCUCGUCUCUUACUCUCCUGGCCACCGAUAUUCUUAACUCAGUCGCCUCUGGGCUAUUCCGGAGUAGUUCUGGGUCGCCUUUCGCAACGAGCUUGCGCCAUGCUGCCCGUUGCAGACCGAAGAGCUGAUCAACGUCGGUCGGUUCGCCUAUCACUAUCUUGACCGUCUUUCCAACACGGGGUGCCCACCUAGGCCAUCCUCUAUCCUCGGCCAUGAUGUGCUGAGUACCAUGGACGAACAUGGGGAUGAACUCGGGAGCCGGGUCAGAUUCAAGGAUCAGGCGAGAUACACCCCAUUUGAAGUAGCGCAGCCCGCUUUCCGGGCUUUGGUGACAACAAGCCUCUGGAAAGACAUGAACCCAGGCAUUUCGAUAGGCUGAGUAGGCAGACGGUGCUGGAAAUUGAUCGACACCGUUGGUGGAGAAGAAGAGCGGUUGAGGAACCGGAGGAGGUCUUGUUGAAGCAGGAGUUGCAGAGAGGGGGGAGUCGGAGGCUGUAGACCAUGAAGCCGGUGAUGGGCCCGACAGCAGCUUGAUAGCUUGUGUCAUGGUUGGCUGAUAUAGACCACCAUAAGGAGAGUACCAUAAUCUGUGAGUGGGCAAAACCUGACCGAGACUGAAGAAUGUCGAAGUGGCUCUGUAAUUGAUUUGGGUUGUCAGUCAAUGCUCGCUCACACUCUCUCGUUUGAUAUCAGGUCUUGAAUACUCACUUAUUCUUAAAACAUAUGUCAUGUGCCCCAAGACCCCAUCUCAUGUUGACUGCAUCAAAGAAGUACCGCAUUGGUAGCAUGCCCCAAAUAAGAGG
Messenger RNA from Fusarium verticillioides 7600, 2758 nucleotides. RefSeq names its product CMGC/CDK/CDK5 protein kinase. Gene Ontology annotation, biological process: protein phosphorylation. The transcript has a single exon. Lineage: Eukaryota; Fungi; Ascomycota; Sordariomycetes; Hypocreales; Nectriaceae. Bases 438 to 1409 code for a protein of 323 amino acids. The record is from RefSeq and is a predicted model, not a curated record. Gene Ontology annotation, molecular function: cyclin-dependent protein serine/threonine kinase activity; ATP binding. Gene Ontology annotation, cellular component: cytoplasm; nucleus.